Molecule: messenger RNA, 1494 nt
Organism: Rattus norvegicus (Norway rat)
Lineage: Eukaryota; Metazoa; Chordata; Mammalia; Rodentia; Muridae
Source: RefSeq, a predicted model, not a curated record
CUAAGAGAUCCCUAGAAUCUUCUGUGAUGUCACCAGUGUUGUGGUGACACCAACUGCCUUUGGGAUAUUACUUCAGUUCCCUUUGGGUUCACAAGCAGGCAUGUUUCGCCAGCUGCUCAGGCUAUUUCGGAAGGAAAGUGUUGAUCAAGGAGAGACCGCACCAGGUCAGAGGGAAGCUGACCCCCUCUCUAGUGAAACAGGAAGGAGGAAAUCAUUCUGGGGAAGGCUUGGUUUUGGUAGGAAGGCAUCAUCCCAAAAUGUCAUCAGUCAGCAAGAGGAGUGUCUAAAGGAACUGGAGGAACUCCAAUUUGAAAUCCAGAAGUGUCAAUUCGAGAGGGAUGAACUUUAUCAAAUCCUGGAUCAUUAUAUCUAUGAUGAGUGGGACCACAGGCUGCACGUCGAAUUGCCAGUCCUUCAAUCCGAACAUGAGAUGAGAAUGAUGGCUAUGCAAAUGAUGACCAACUCAAUAAGUGAUGCCAUGGAGAGGUACAAGGAGCUCAUACAAGUGAACAGUUCCUACCGCAUCAGGCAAUCCCAGCUCCUAUGUGAACAAGCUCAAUUGAAGAACAAUAUACAGAUUUUGCUGAAUGAGAAGAGAGAACUGCUGGUGGAGCAGACUGAACUGCCAGCAUCCUCUGUGGAGACAAAGAGGUUCUGUGAAGAGGCCGGAAUGAACAUCUGUGACCCCAGAGCCACACAACAGCAGGUCUGAAAUUCUCCAGCAGAAACUCGAACAAGACACAGACCAGGACAAGAUCUCCCUUGGAGAGAAGAACUACAGGAGGAGAACUAAUUGUGCACAGCAAAUAUACCACUAUUGCAUCUCAUCUAUAAUGUCCAUAGCAAUUGAGGACUGCAUUUUCCUCCUUUAGUUUGAUUUCUUUGGAUUGAAUACGCUGUAUUUUCACCUUGCCUCUCUCCAGCAAGUGUACACUUUUGGAGGGACCCAGAGAAGUGCUGAUGCACAUCAAUCAAGAGCCUCUGUUCAUCCAGAAAGACUGUGCACGUUUAAAUUUGUACUUGUCCUGAUGAGUCAUCCAGAAGAGUUUCAUGGAGAUCAGUUCACAAUAUUGGAAAGACUUUGUGACAAAGUCUGUAAUAUCAUUUAUACUCAGUAUUGGUAGGCUUUUUCUUUAAUACCCCCACUCCAACAAAACAGACCUACUUCCACUCCUCUUGAAAAGAUCAUUACCAUCACUAACUGCUUGUCUACUAUGUCUCCAAGGCAAGCCACAGGUUAUACGUCUAUUCUGCAAAAGGAGCAGCAAAAAAUGCUUAGUGCAAUUCCUCUAUUUAAAGUUUGGUUAAUUUUUAAUUGUUUUGGUUAUUUGGUUUUCCUUCUAUUCAUUUGAAGAUUUGUUAUUUACGUGUUGUUUUUUUGUUCAUUUGCUUUUCUAUUUUGAUAAGGAUAUAGACUGUAUAUAUUGACUACCUGCAUCUGGUUACUAUCAAGUAAAUUGGAUGUAUUCUGGUCAAUAAAGGAGUAAUCUCAAA